Cladocopium goreaui is the source of this 1094-nucleotide messenger RNA. The record is from the annotation of a GenBank genome assembly. Lineage: Eukaryota; Dinophyceae; Suessiales; Symbiodiniaceae.
AUGAAACGUCCUCGUAGCGAUGCUGCCGUGUUUCCUUUGGCGAAGCCCCUGGCUGGGCGCUUCGUGUUGUACGGAAACAUCUGUGUAGAUUGCACGAUGCAAGUUCCCAGUUUUCCGAAAGAAGAUUCCAGCCUACGCGCCCAAAGUUUUGCCAAGAAGACGGGUGGCAACGGUGCCAACAGCUGCAUCGUUUUGGCGCAGUUGGUGAGAUCCAAAGGCACCAGACAUUGCGUGACUUUGUUGAGCAUCAUCCCAGAUCGGAAACAUUCCGAUGCCAUGUUCGCCAUCACCACCCUGGAGCGUCAUGGCGUGGACACCUCGCGGCUCCAGGAUGCCAGCCGUGACGUCACGGACGUUGGGCUGCCAACGAGCUUCGUGCUGCUCAGCGAGGACACGGGGGCGAGGACCAUCGUGUCCUCCAGGUGUGGCUUAAAGGAGAUGGAUGCAACUCAUUUCCAAGAAGCAUUGGCACAUUCCAAGGAUCUUUGCUGGUGCCAUUUGGAAUUUCGCCAGCCCGGUAUCCCGCAGAUGCUGCGUGCAUUGGCGGCGCUUCCGGCCACGCUUGGGAUCACAGCACCGGUGGCGUCGAUGGAAGUGGAGAAACCCAGCGUGGAGGUGCAGCAAGUGCUGCCGCUGUUGCACCUUUGCGACGUUGUCUUCUUUUCCAGCGACUUCAUCCGCGCCCGCGCUGCAGAUCUCCAGGUGGCACUUGGUAAUUGCGGAGACGACUGGCAGAACCAUGGGGCCCUGCGGUGCCUGCGGGCCAUGGCGACACAGGCGAGUGCCACGCGUGCUCUCCUCAUUUGCCCUUGGGGUUCCCUGGGAGCCUUUGCUCUCGACACAUCCUCCAGCGACGCCUUUUUCCAAGCGGCGGAAAAGGUGGAAGCAGUCGACUCCCUGGGAGCAGGUGAUACCUUCAUUGCUGCCAGCAUUUUUGCAUUGGCUUUCGGUGCCGGUCCCCAGGAUGCCCUGCGCUGCGCCUGCACGGUGGCUGGCCGCAAGGUGGCGCAACGCGGCCUGGAAAACUUGGCGCAGCUGUUGCCUGAGAUGCCGUGGCCGCACAAUGGCGGAGAUGCUCCAUGAGAUGACUGGUA